UUGUGUCAGUGUCUCCAGCUGCCAUCAGAGUGCUGACUGACAGCUUCUGUAACGCUGCCAGCUGCUUCUGACAGGAAGAACUACAGCUCAGACCGGCCCUCUGCUCUGACGUCAGACUGACAUUUCUAGGUUUGGAUUUAAAGGUGUGAGGAAGUGAUGAACACAGACAGCAGCAGCGUCUGUCAGAGUCUGCAGACGGAGGAGGAGGAGGUCUCUCUGACCUCAUCUGGACGGGACUUUAACAGUGAGAGCAGCUGGGUGAAGAAAUGCAGAAUGGGAAACUGCUUUAGCCGGCCUGUGGAUCCAGAAACAUCACAGCGUGCUGAAACUCAGAGGGGAGCAGGAAGACCAACAGUCAACGCCCAGCAUGGAGGUGUCGUCAACACACCUCAGUUAAAAGAUGUUAAUGUGGUAGGAAAUAUACUGCUCAAUGUCAACAACACAUAUGCCUCAUCUCCUUACAGGACAGACAAGGCGAAAGCUGCUUCUCCCAAAAACACAGCAAACAUUCAAAGGUGCCGAGAUAACUUAAAAUCUUUCCUUGAAAAUACAACAAAGGAUCUGUCACAAGGAACAAAGGAAGAUGGAUCAUCUACUCCUUUAGACAAGAUCUAUACGGAGCUUUACAUCAGACAAGGAGGCAGUGGCGAGGUUAAUAGUGAACAUGAAGUGGUUAACUUGGAGUGCAAAAGGAGUUCGAGUGAAGAGAAGAAAAUCCAGGUCAAUGACAUUCUUCAACCUUUAUCAAACGUAGAAGACCCUCCUCAGAGAGUUCUGACGAAGGGAAUCGCUGGCAUUGGAAAAUCUGUCGCUGUGCAGAAGUUUACUCACGACUGGGCAACAGGAAAAGCCAACCAAACUACUGAUUUCAUAUUUCCAUUCACAUUCAGAGACUUAAACUUGAUAAAAGAUAAGGAUUGGAGUCUUGUGACAUUAAUAGGUCACUAUUUCGAAGAAGUGAAGGAUUUGGAAAAGUCAGACUACAGCGAAUCAAGUGUUUUGUUCAUCUUUGACGGCCUGGACGAAAGCCAAUUACCUCUGGACUUCAACAACAAUGAGAUGUGCCGCGAUGUUACAAAGACCACAACAUUAGACGUCCUGCUGACCAACUUAAUCUCAGGAAAACUGCUGCACAAAGCCUCAGUCUGGAUCACAAGUAGACCAGCUGCAGCUGCUAAGAUUCCUCCUGAGAUCUUCCAUAGGGUGACCGAGGUACGAGGCUUUAAUGAUGAGCAGAAGGAGGAGUACUUUCAGAAGAAAGUUAGUGACAAGGAAAUGGCUCAGAAGAUCUAUGAUCAUCUUCAGUCAAAGUCGCAAAGAAGUCUGUACAUCAUGUGCCACAUCCCAGUCUUCUGUUGGAUUUCAGCCACGGCUCUCCAGAGUCUCCUUACAGAAACGGAAGAAGCUGAGUUGCCCAAGACUGUGACUGAAAUGUACACUCACUUCCUGAUCAUCCAGACAAAGCUGAAGGAAUAUCAGGAAGGUGAAACAGACAAAGAUGUGAUAAUUAAAUUGGGAAAGCUGGCAUUUGAACAGCUUCAGAAGGGCAACAUACUCUUCUACGAAAAUGAGUUUAAAAGUUGUGGAAUUGAUCUAAAACAAGCUGCCGUUAAUUCAGGAGUUUGUACACAGAUCAUAAGAAAAGAAGCUGGUCUUCACAAACAAGAGAUUUACUCCUUCAUUCAUUUAAGUGUUCAGGAGUUUCUGGCAGCUCUGUAUGUGUUAGAGACUUUCUUAGAUAGCGGAGAAAACCUGCUUUCCAGUCAGACAAGGGUGGAAGUGCCAUCAGAGAAAGGAAAACAUCCCAUCUUCCUCCUCCAUCGGAACGCAGUGAAUAUGGCUUUGGUCAGCAAUAAUGGACAAUGGGACUUGUUCCUGCGCUUCCUGCUCGGUCUGUCACAGGAUAAAAAUCAGGACCUCCUUCAGAAACGAGUUGGAUUCAAAGGAAGACAUCCACAGAGCAACCAGGAGACAAUCAAGUUCAUUCACGAGAAGAUCAAGAAACUGCCCAACAGCGAGAACAGCAUCAACCUGUUCCACUGUUUAAAUGAGUUGGGUGACCAGUCUCUGGUAGAGCAAGUCCAAAAGUACCAGAGCUCAGGAUAUUUUGGUAAACUGUUACCUGAACAUUGGUCAGCUCUGGCCUUUCAGCUGCUCGUUUCCAAUGAAGAUCUGGAUAUCUUUGACCUGAUGGAAUACGAAGGAUCAGAUGAAGUUCUGGAGAGGCUGCUGCCAGUGCUCAAAGCAUCAAAGAAAGCUUCGUUAAGUAAGUGUAACCUCACAUACAGAUGUUGUGAGAACAUUUCAUCAGUUCUCAGCUCGAAGUCUUCUGGUCUGGAGGAGUUAGACUUGAGUGAAAACAGACUACUGGACUCUGGAGUGAAGCUGCUCUCUCACGGUCUAAAAAGUCCCAACUGCAAACUCCAGAGACUCCGUCUGAGCGACUGUGAGUUAACAGCAGCCAGCUGCAGGUCUUUGACCUCUGCCCUCAGCAACUCCUCUGCUCUCAGAGAACUCAUCCUGAGCAACAACAACCUGGAGAAUCAGGGGGUGGAGCUGCUGUCUGAUUGGCUGAGGAAACCCCACUGUAGACUGGAGAUACUGAGCCUGAGAAACUGCUUGUUAACAGCAGCCAGCUGCCGGUCUUUGACCUUUGCCCUCAGAGACUCCUCUGCUCUCAAAGAACUCGACCUGAGUAUCAACAAACUGAAGGACCAGGGGGUGGAGCUGCUCUCUGAUUGGCUGAGGAAACCCCAGUGUAGACUGGAGAUCCUGAGGCUGUCAUUCUGCACAGAGAGGUGCUAUGAGUCUCUGGCCUCGGCUCUGAAGUCGAACCCUUCACACCUCAGAGAACUGACGCUGAGCUUCAGUGUUCCAGAACAAUCAGGUCUGAAGCUGCUGUCCAAUUUGCAGGCGGAUAAUAGUUACAAACUGCAGACACUGAGGGCGUCUAAGGGAUUUAUUUUGACAUAAACUGGAUCAGAACUAAAAGACAACAAUGGAUAAUUUCCCUCCUUCUGUCUGGACCAAAUGAUCUGAACUACAGGUGUGAAAGUGACCUUAAAUUCAUCAUGACUCUUCUCUCUUUAAGGACUCGAUGCUCAAAACUCCUCAAUCAGGAGUCAGAAGGUAUCUGAGCACCAGCUACCAGCUGAGAGAUUACUCCUCUCUGUGUAACGUAAAAGCAUAAUAUACUGGAGGGGGUGGGGGUGAAACAUGUCCCCCUGCACUUUUUCAGAAGGCAGUGUUGGCCGAAACAGUAGCAGUACUAGUAGGUAAAGCAUAGCGAUGUCCAAACCCCCAAACUACAGAAGACAAAGAAAUUCUUAAAGGGGUGAUAGAAUGCAAAACUGAGUUUACCUUGUCAUAGUUGAAUAAUAACAGUUUGGUGGGUAAAAUGGGCAUACAGAGAACCUCAAAGUCCCAUUGACACCUCUUUCCUCUGCAAAUCUCACAAUUUGAAACUGCCGCUGAAAACGGGUGAAUCCCAACGAAGAUAAUUGUUGACGUCAACUCGGUGGCUGUACCUUAUUUGGCUCUGGUCUGUACCUUUGUCCCGCCCCAAAAUGUACAUACGGAUCGCUGGUCUGACACCAGCAGGUGUUCUGAAUGCGUAGAUCUCAGACUCUAGUUUAGCUGUGCGCUGCUCUUUGCACUUCCAGGGGAAUUACAAAGAAGAAUGUUUGGAAGUUUUUCAAGGAUAUUGAAAAUGCAGUGUUCCAGGCUGUACAGGGAAUGCUGACACUUUUCACAUUUCAUCGCGGGCUGUUGGGUCGUGGUGCUCCAGGCAUGGCAGGCUCUAGCCCAUUGGCUGCCCUAGGCGAUACUGAGAUUUGCGACCCACACCAAACUACCAAUUUAAACCACAUCCAUUCCAUGUAAUCAUUCUGAUAUACAUUAUAGGUACACUAUGUUGUAUGUAUUAUGCUGUACAUUUAUAUUUGAUACAUGAACUACAGGCAAUAUAAUGGUCUCAGAAAUUUUUUAUUUUUAGUAACUUUGGAACUUUACAAACUCCAACAACAACUGAAUUAUCCAUGUGGCUUUAAUGUGCCACUCAUUUAUACAUUCUGCGCUGUCCCUGCCAAAUAAAUUAAAAUAAGAUUCAUCCUUUGUCCAUCCUGUUGUUUGGAAAAGGUGAAAUCUGGAUUGGUAUGAUACUGUGCUCUACUGACUAAUUCAGUCCUCACUGUGUCAGACAGGGUUGGCCAGUCAGCAGGAUCAAUAUGUUCUACCCUGACGGACUCAUGGAAAUCAGAACUUGUUGUGGGGGAUAGGGUGUCUGCAGGCUGUAGUGUAGAAGCAGGACCGGUUGUGUCUGUUGCUCUUUCACCUGAAGGCAAAUAAUUGAUGUUAAUCUUUUAAUAUAGAUACAUGAUGGCAAUAGACAAUAUAUUGACAGAUUUUCUCUCUUGUUCAUAUGUUGAGAUUUAUCACUGAUCUUGUGAGUCAUAAUACAACAGGCAGUAAAUACAUCUAAAUCAUAAUGUUUUUACAAGAUCAGUGAACAGUGAUGAGUGAACAAUUAUUAAAACGUUUGGAAUUGGCAUUACACUGAAAAAAAUGAUUUUGUGGUGUAGUAAUAUUUAUUAGGUUAACUGUCACAAUUUUUAUUUUCUAAUUGUAAGUAUCAGUGAGAACUGGAAUUAUUCAAGUAAAACUAUAUAUGUCAUUCAUGUAAUAAAUAAACUGUGUGGGAAGAGUAAGUUUUAUUAUGUAUUUUCACAUAAUAUUCAAAGGUUUCAUAGUCAUUGCACAUGAACUUACAAAUACCAAGUAAGUUUAAAUACU
Molecule: messenger RNA, 4791 nt
Organism: Perca fluviatilis (European perch)
Lineage: Eukaryota; Metazoa; Chordata; Actinopteri; Perciformes; Percidae
Product: NACHT, LRR and PYD domains-containing protein 3-like
Exons: 9
Coding region: 157-2973 (938 amino acids)
Molecular function (GO): protein binding
Source: RefSeq, a predicted model, not a curated record